AUGGGUGGAAUAACUGUUGUUUUAGCUGGUGACUUCAGACAAACUUUACCUGUUGUACCACGAGGUAUACGUGCAGAUGAAGUCAAAGCCUGUCUCAAAUCCUCAGUUUUAUGGCCUCAUGUUAACGUACUGUCUUUGAAAAUUAAUAUGCGCGUUCAUAUACAACAUGAUUUGAGAGCAGAAGAAUUUUCAAAGUUACUGAUUGAUAUAGGGAAUGGACAAAUUUCAGAAGUUGACGGACGAAUAAGUAUUCCGGAUAACCUAGGUGAUAUUGUUGAUGAUUUAACUACAUUAACUGAUAAAAUAUACCCAGAUAUCAAUAAAAUUGGAGUUAAUUGCUCUUCAUGGCUAAAAGAAAGAGCUAUUCUGACUCCAACGAAUGAUUCAGCGAAUAGCAUUAACAACUAUCUUAUAGAAAAGCUAUCAACUAAUCAAAUGAAGUAUAAAUCUAUUGAUACAGUCGUAGAAGUUGAUGAUGCUGUCCAUUAUCCUGUCGAGUUCUUACAUACACUCAAUCCACCCGGAAUACCAUCUCAUAUUCUCAAUCUUAAAAUUGGAGCACCAAUAAUGUUACUGCGCAAUUUGAAUCCUCCAAAACUAUGUAAACAUGAAGGAGAAGUCGUAUUUAUUCCAAGAAUUCCUUUGGUUCCAUCUGACUACCAUUUCAACUUCAAACGUCUACAAUUUCCUGUUAGGGUUUGCUAUGCUAUGACUAUCAAUAAAGCGCAGGGGCAGAGUUUAAAAUUAGCUUGUGUAGAUUUGAGACAUGAUUGUUUUUCUCAUGGUCAGUUUUACGUGGCAUGCUCAAGAGUCAGUUCACCGGACAACUUGAUUAUUCUUCAACCAGAAAAAAAGACGAAAAACAUUGUUUACAAGGAAGUUUUAAGUUUGUAA
Messenger RNA from Microplitis demolitor, 894 nucleotides. RefSeq lists its product as uncharacterized. Gene Ontology annotation, molecular function: DNA helicase activity. Bases 1 to 894 code for a protein of 297 amino acids. Gene Ontology annotation, biological process: telomere maintenance; DNA repair. The record is from RefSeq and is a predicted model, not a curated record. The transcript has 2 exons. NCBI's taxonomy places the organism in Eukaryota, Metazoa, Arthropoda, Insecta, Hymenoptera, Braconidae.